AAAUUCAAAAUACUAAAUAUUUACCUCACUUUUUUCGCCACAGAGAAUUUCAUGGCGGCAGAGACAAUCGAGGUAACAGAGGAAGUAAGUCUGGAGUGUGGCCUGUCACUCGUUCCGAGGCUGAAACUCCUCCUCUCCUUCACGCGCUCAGAUAUCUCCUCCACAAAAGCCAUCGACGAAUGGCAGCUCAAGAUGUCUCUCCUAAAUUAUCUCCGCGAAACGCUUUCCAUCACUCUGUCAGACGAGCAUUUGGUGGUCGAAAAAUUCAGGGACCUCAAGAAGAGGAAGAGAGUCGAACCUGUGGCCUCAGGGACGCUCUUUCUGUGGGACUUGUCGUCCGUGAAGAGAGAAAUGAGGGAGGACAGGAGGAGCUUGCAAGAGAGGUAUGACGAAUUGACGAGGUUUGUGGUCGGGAAAAUGGAUGGCUUCGAAUUGAACGUGGAGGGCUUGACAUUUAAGGUCUCCGCGGGGUUGCCUGGGGAGGAUGAUUUCUGUCAAAUGGAAGCCGCGUGGAAAGAUUUCUUUGCCGCCAGAGGUCGAGGGUAUGGUUCAAGGAAUAUGCUACAACCAGAUACCCUUAUAUUGGAAGGUGUUCCAUCUCGGUGGUUUGCAGAGCCUAGGGUGUCGUCAAAAGUUUCUGUCCUUGUUACACACACCAUUUUUUCAAAAUUUGGCAAGAUCAGGAACCUUGAUUUUGUUGGAAACAAUGAUUUGGGUAAAGCUGUGCAAGACAUAGGCAGGGAUAUCACAUCUGCAUUGCACUGCAAAGUUUGGGUUCAAUAUGAGAGAUACAGCAGUUUUUUCAAUGCUGUCAAAGCUUUUUGUGGUCGAUCAAUGCAAAAAGAAGGUUCUAGACUCAAGGCAAACUAUCGAAUUGAUUGGGAUAAAGAGGGAUAUUUCAUGGAAAUAAACGUUAGGAGGAGAGUUCAUGAGAAUAAAAUACAAGCAGACAUGGAACACAGGCAACUCAUAGGUAGGCCAUUUCAAAGUGAUCUCAUGGUUCCCAAGGCCCAGUUCCCAAUUAGUGGCAGGCAUGGUCAAAAUAGUGAAAAUUUCACAUCAAGAGGUAAAAGGAGGAAUCAAGAGGCAUGGCAAUUCCAAGACACAAAUGACCGACAAUAAAAUGUUGGAAGGGGCUAACAAUUUGAAGACUAGUGGAGUUGAGUUUGAGGAACGAAGAAAAUGGCACUUAAUUAGAGGACAAAGGCAUGGUCGGGGGCUCAGGCAAGUGAACCAAAUUAUUAUCUUUCUCAAAGCAGCAUUUUCUUCAUAGAUAUUAUUUUUAUUGGAUAAAAAAUGUCUUGUAAAUGCAAGCUUCAAUGAAUUGUUACAAGGAGCAGCAGCAAACGAGCAAAUGAAGAGCUGAAGGUGGGCUGUAAUAUUAUGAACAUGAUUUUCAAAUGCCGUGAAGUUAUUUAUUACAUGGAUCAACCAUUUUUUUUAUCUCACAUCUCCUGAUCAACAAAUGCUUGUUUAAAAAGUAUAGCUACCAAGAUACUCCAUUGUAGGGACAUGGACUGUUUACCCGUCCCUAUACCCACAAACAAUGGUGACUAUAGUUAUAUAUAACAGAGCCAUCUCCUUGUAAAUU
Messenger RNA from Cryptomeria japonica (Japanese cedar), 1591 nucleotides. RefSeq lists its product as uncharacterized. The record is from RefSeq and is a predicted model, not a curated record. The transcript has 5 exons. The coding region runs from base 52 to 1122 and encodes 356 amino acids. NCBI's taxonomy places the organism in Eukaryota, Viridiplantae, Streptophyta, Pinopsida, Cupressales, Cupressaceae.